This is a messenger RNA of Pyricularia grisea, 2907 nucleotides long. RefSeq lists its product as uncharacterized. Bases 213 to 2627 code for a protein of 804 amino acids. Lineage: Eukaryota; Fungi; Ascomycota; Sordariomycetes; Magnaporthales; Pyriculariaceae. The transcript has 2 exons. The record is from RefSeq and is a predicted model, not a curated record.
GGAUGGAGCGAUAGUCCAACUUUCAAAUGAGACUGCUCGAUAUCCAUACUAGACUAGCCUGAAUCGCAGUCACCCUGCCCAAAUACUCUAUUUCAAUAGAGUAGGCGGGGCGCAUCUUACAGGCCCACAGCCACUGAAUACCUUAUUCACACUACCUACCGAUUGAAAGCUUACAGCGCUUCCGGGGGCUUGUUGAACCACCUUCUGCAAGCAUGGCUCCCUUGGCGGCGGAACCACGCCAGCUCCUCGUCGUGCUCAACCCAGCGAGACGACGUGCUUUGUUUCAGCUCGUAGAUGAGAUCACAAAGUACAUGCGCUCGCAGCUAGCCCUACAACAAAAAGCACACCACGACUCUGCCGGAAAAUCACCAGGCCACACGCCGCUGCGUCGUCCGAGUGGUGUUGAUCAGACCCCUGGACAGCGUGGGAAUCAUCAGCAGGCCGAAAGGUCGCAAUUGGAGCCAGUAAACUAUGAAGUUGCCAGGAUCCGCCGAGCAGCUCUCGCGCACAUUGACGAGUGGAGACUUAGUGUGCUCAAGGCGCUCAAGGAAGUCGCCUCGGUCAAUGACGAUGACAAGAUCCUCCAGGCUAGGAAGGAGAGGCAGGCCAAGAUGGAACGGAGCAAAGUCGACAACCCUCGUCGCGGAGGGGACUUGAUGGAUUUUGGCGAAGGUAGCAAUGCAACAGACUCCAAAGACGAACAUCAGGACCUGGACCAUCAGGACGUGGCCUCCUUUCAAGCUUUGUAUCAUCCUAUACCUACCCGCCUGAGCACGAUCCCACGGGAAGACCGCGAAGAGACACUCAGCUGUGUCCUUGUGACUGUCAUCUCCAGUGGAGUAUAUGCCGCCCAUUCUCGGACUCUGGCCUGCUAUCUUACGUCGGCACUGAACCUCCCGAUGGCCGUGCUGGUGCGGGAAGAGACCGAGAUUGCCAAUUCGUUGGUUGAAUCGUCUACUUCAGAUGAGGCCAAGAAGCAGCAGCAAGAACUCAUGUCGGCCGAGGCUGAGGCCGAGAAGCGACGCAAGGAGGGCCAGGCCGGGCGUUUCUGGAAGGUUGGAUUGGCCUCCGUCGCCGGCGCUGCGGUUAUCGGCAUCACAGGUGGGUUGGCUGCUCCUGUUGUCGCCGGUGCCAUUGGUGGAUUGAUGGGCAGCGUAGGCUUGGGAGGAUUGGCAAGUUUCCUUGGUGUGUUUUGGAUGAAUGGUGCUUUGGUCGGUACACUUUUCGGUGCCUUUGGGGCAAAGAUGACGGGUGAGAUGGUGGAUCAAUACGCUCGCCAGGUUGAAGACUUCCGUUUCCUUCCCCUCAAAGAGGAGUGGGGUCGGGAGUAUUCACAAGAUGAAAAAGGUUCUAGACGCUUACGCGUAACCAUAGGCAUCAACGGCUGGCUCAACACCAAGGAAGACGUCACGAAGACCUGGCGUCCACUCGGAGAUGAGUCUGAGGUCUUUGCUUUGCGGUACGAGAUGGCAAGUCUUCUCGCUUUGGGGAACUCGCUCGAGACUCUUGUCACUUCUUAUGCAUGGUCCAUGGUCAAGUCGGAGAUCAUCCGACGAACAGCAUUAGCUGCAUUGGGGGCAGCAUUGUGGCCUAUUGCCCUGCUAAAAACGGCUUCCAAUGUUGACAAUCCUUUCAGCCGUGCCAAGAAUCGGUCCGAGAAGGCCGGCAUGAUCCUCGCCGAUGCGCUCAUCAACAAGGUUCAAGGCGAACGUCCUGUAACCCUGAUUGGCUACUCGCUUGGUGCCCGUGUUAUCUACUCAUGCCUGGAAUCACUUGCAGAGAGAAAGGCCUUUGGACUGAUUGAGCAGGUUGUGUUUAUUGGAGCCCCUAUCCCUUCGGAUCUUGAUCGUUGGCAAAAGAUCCGGAGCGUCGUUUCAGGCAAGAUGUUCAAUGUCUACUCCGAGAACGACUUUAUUCUUGCCUUUCUGUACCGAGCAACGAGCAUUCAGCUUGGUGUUGCCGGUCUUCAGCCUAUCGCAGAUGUAGAGGGUGUCGAGAACUUGGACCUGAGCGAUGCAGUCAGUGGCCACCUGCGCUAUCCAGGACUCAUCGCCAAGAUACUUGCUCGGUGUGGCUUUCCCAAUGUUAGAGACGGUGAGGGGCCGAUUGAAGAAGAUAAGGAGGCUAUUCAGAUGCGGGAUGACGAUGGCGCCCACAAGACCGGAAGUCUUAUUGAUUUUGAGGAGCCCACCGUAGGCAAGGCUGGACCGAUUUCACAGAACACACCGGGAAGCCAGACAUUGCCGCACAGGCCUGGCAGGAACACUGUUGCCAGGUCAAACUCGGAGAUGCUCUUACAACAGAUGCACCCUAUUGGUAGCUUGGAGCGUAUGGACCAACAAGGGAAAGCUGUAUCGGCCAGCGCGCCUCAGCUUCCAGGCCCAGGAGAUUCUGCGUCUCCAUCUAUGCCGGCAAACACCAACUUUGACUCUCUAAAGGCAACUUCGUUAUCGAAGGAUGUCGAGAUGAGGCCUACAUCCAAGCCUUUGCCUAAGGCACCGCCUCAGGAGGACAGUGAGGGUGAAGACAGUGAGGGUGAAGACAGUGACGAGGGCUGGACUGGAAUUCAAAUGAUCGACCAAGACGAACUUGAUGAGGCUGCCCCGCCACCUCCUCCGCCGAAGUGAAGUCCCGGAACCCGAUGAAUUUUACGAUCCUUUCCGCAAUUGAACACGAGCAUCACAUGUCAUAUGUAGCACUUUCGAAAACGGAGUGGUUGGCAUAACACCAGCUGACCAGCUUGAGGUGCAUCUGGAAUAUCGCCUCCAUAUAUGGCACAUAUAGCACGCAUGAUAUGAGUCAAAAACUUUACUUGCCAAAGAGUUGGCUCAAUACCUAAGUACAGCAACCCGGAUAGCACGUAGGAUUAGGCAAUGGACAACUCGUUCGGCUUUGACGCAUGUGGAC